AGGCAUCCUGGCAACCCAGGACCUCCCUUCCACAGGCUAGCAACUGUCACAACUCCAGGGCAGGGCCUGGCACUGGAAACCAGGGAGGGACCAGUCAAUCUCCUAUUUCCUCUUCUCUUGUCCUGAGGCAACAUGACCCCUGAGGGGGCUCUCUGCUGCUUGUAACCAAGGGCCAAGGCAGAGUGGGACCUCAGCCUCUUACUUCUCUUCAGGCUUUUUAUACAGUUGUUAGGAUGUCGGACUCCUCAAUGACAGAUCAGAUGACCCGGCUGACGUUGCGACUCCUGGAACAGAUGCUGGAACAGGAACGAGAAAGCAUGGACAGAGCCGGGAUGGGCAGGGCUCAAUCUUAUCCUUCUCAGUACCUGGGACCAGAAUAUAGGUUUAUGGACAACUGAAUGAAGAUCUGGGGCCACAGGAACAUGCCUCAGUCUUUAGAACUUGGAGUAUUCAUGGCUGUGGGUAACUCUGGGAACACUGAGGGCAGCUGACCAAACAUGGGAGCCUCAAAUCUAGAUGGAAAAUGGCAAACCAGGCCACAUGCUCCAGGAAUCUGCACACAACCCAAUGGUCACAAACGUGCCAGAGGGCAUCCCAGGUAAAGCUUCCAGAGAUCAAAAUCCCAGCUCCAAUAGGAUGCCAGGGCAAGCAGACUGCUUCCAGAGCUUUCUCUGGAGUAAGAUUCUCUCCUUGCAGUUGGUGAGCAUGCCUGUCUUUUCCAGACACUUGGAUUCAGAGCUAUGGAGGCAUGAUUGGGCCUGUGGAGGCCUCCUGCAGUCCUGGAGUCCUGGAGCACUAAGAGAGAUAUGUUUAUUGACUUUCAGUGCCUUUCAGCACCAACACAAUCCACUGGGAUGACUAACCAAGCUCUCCCCUAUCUACCAUAGGCCCUCCUGCCUGCCCCAGCCCUGGUCCUUCCUUCUCUGGGAUGAAUGUUUAUGAGACACAAGCUCAGGAGGCUCCAGGCUACUCUGGAUCCUAGGGUGCAGGGUGCCAGAGCCACCCGCCAGGAUACACUCCUCAGUGACGUGUGCCUUCUCCACUCAGGGCAGCAGGAAAAGCCAGACCCUGCCCUGCAGAGUGCUUUGAGGAGAAGGAAGGACCUUCUGCAGAGACUCUGGGAACAGCGGCUGAUGGAUGAGCCCUCCCCAACCCAUGCCUGGAGCAGGACACAUGAAAGAACUCUGGCGCCUGCCCUGAACCCGAAGGUGCCUCCGAUGGAUGUCUUCCCUGCUGCCUCCCCAUCUUUGCCCCCACCCCAGGAGCCACCAAGGAUCAUCCAGCACCCGGUCCCCCAGCCUCCUGCCACCAUCAUUCAGCAGCUCCCCCAGCAGCCACUGAUUGCACAGAUUUCUCCUCCCCAGGCCUUUCCCACUCAAAGAUCUGGAAGCAUCAAGGAAGACAUGGUGGAGAUGAUGCUGAUGCAGAAUGCACAGAUGCACCAGAUCCUCAUGCAGAACAUGAUGCUCAAAGCCCUGCCUCCUGGGCCCACGGGGCCACAUGCUGCUACCCUCCAGGACCAACGAUGGCCACACCAUGGAGUCUUGCGAGCUGAGAAACAGAAGCCACCCCCAGUGCACCACCAUCACCACUACGCACCCCCCACCCAGCUGCAGGCCGCCUCCACAUCUGGCGCCCCUUCGGGAUAUUCUGUGUGGCCUCCAGUGGUUGCAGCUACUGCCCUGCCACAGGUGGCCAGCUUCUUGCCCACUGUGAGCCACCUGACUGAGCCAACUACUUCCCAUCCCAGCUACCCUUAGCACAGAAGUCUAGAGCUGGUGUCUUGCAGCAGGUAAGUGGAAAGAUGGACCUGGUCACCUCUCCUCAAUGCAUGCCAAAGAGCACAUGCACCCUGUCAUUAGGCCAACGCACUGUGGCUGAUUUGAAGAAGCCAGAAAAAAAAACAUCAGUUGCAGGUCUCAGCCCCUGUUGCCAGGUCACGUGGAGCCAUGCCGCCCCCUGGGAAAGCUGUUCUUCACCUCAGCCCAGGUCCUGAGGCAUCCCCCUUUUGACACCCUUGGUCUUCCUCUAGGGCCGCACUAGAAACAGUGCUGCCUUUCCAGGUGUGUCAGGCCAUUGACCUAGCUCAAGGAGUAUCAUGGUCUUCAGCCUUGAUUACUGUCCAGGGCCAUCUGGGAAAGCUAGGAAACUGAUGCCUCACCCAGGUGAAACACCAGCAUUUUAUUAUGAAAGACUUGAAAGAAAAACAAUUAUCAGACUUAAUCAUUACAGCCACAUACACAUUUUAACAUUCCUAUGGAAGGCUGGAAUAAGAGUCAAAUUGAGGCUGGAGAUAUAGCUUGGUGGUAGACAGUUUGUUGGACAUGUGUGAGGACCUGUGUUACGCCCUUGAUGUGCUAUACAUGCCCAUACACAAAGCAAGAGAAAGUGAAAUAUAGUAACUGAGGAAGACCUGAUUGUCAGGCCUAGAAUGAUCACUUCAUCCUAAUGUGAAGGAAGCAAGCUGAAGAAUGUAUGAUGUGAUUUCUUUAUUUUCUUUUCAGUUUUUCGAGACAGGGUUCCUCUGUGUAGCAGCUCUGGCUGUUCUGGAACUCACUCUGUAGAUCAGGCUGACCUCAAACUUAAGAGAUCUGCCUGCCUGUCCCUCCCAAGCACUGAAAUUAAAGGUGUGUGCCACCACUGCCUCGCUGUGAUUUCUUUUACAAUAUAGAGGGCCAACAAGAUUUCUCAGCAAGUAAAGGUGCUUGCUGUGAAGUCUGAAACUUAGCUUUAUCCUCAGGACAUGGUGGGUGGAUGGGGGA
Mesocricetus auratus (golden hamster) is the source of this 2762-nucleotide messenger RNA. It is a transcript of the gene CUNH21orf58, whose product is annotated as chromosome unknown C21orf58 homolog. The transcript is spliced from 7 exons. The record is from RefSeq and is a predicted model, not a curated record. NCBI's taxonomy places the organism in Eukaryota, Metazoa, Chordata, Mammalia, Rodentia, Cricetidae. The coding region runs from base 933 to 1760 and encodes 275 amino acids.